Trichobilharzia regenti is the source of this 3871-nucleotide messenger RNA. The record is from the annotation of a GenBank genome assembly. NCBI's taxonomy places the organism in Eukaryota, Metazoa, Platyhelminthes, Trematoda, Strigeidida, Schistosomatidae.
AUGCCUACCAAAAAUACCUGAGGCAGGUUGAUAUAAAAGUCACCCAAAACAUUCUGUCAUCUCAAAAGUCUCAAUAAACUUUGCGAUUAAUACACAGGUCUAAAAUGUUCUAUCAACUUCCUUAAAUUAUUCCCUUAAACCCUAAAAAUGCUGACUCACAGAGUAGUGUUUAGAUACACUUCGGUGUUCUACAGUGUUAUUCUGUCGCUUAGUUUCCAUUAUAAUAAGUCAGUUGCAAAAUUCUCUCCAUGGAUGUCGGAUAAUAUUGAAGAUGAAAGGAAUACACCUCAAAAAAUCUUGGUUCAGAGACAACAAAAUCUUGAUAUUGGCAACUGUAAGAGUCAGUCAGCUGAUUAUUGUGAAUCUCGUAUACAUAAUAGUGUCUGCCAUUGGAUGAAAGAUGAAUGCUUUUGUCGUAUGGGUUAUGUGGCGAUAAGAGAAAAUGAUGAGAUUGUCUGUCGUACACUACUAACUGAUCUCUCGUGUCGUGUGGAUUCAGACUGUGUACAUGUAGAUUACAGUGUUUGUCAUCCUGGAGCUGGAAAAUGUAUAUGCCCUGGAAAUACCAUUUAUGUUGCAUAUCUACAUGCAUGUAGAAAGAAGUUAUUCCAUCAAAAUUAUGAUGCUUGCAAUAUCUGUGGCUCAAAUUAUGUAUGUCAUGAGGUAUUUGAAAAGGAUUUACAGCGCAUGGAUGACGUGAACGCCAUCACAAUUAAAUUAGGUAGCAUUGCAGACAAUACAAACAGUCCUGCGUACAUAGGGUGUUCGUGUACAUUAGAGCAUCUGAAACAAUUAGCUAAUAUAUCAUUUGAUUCUAAGUUGACAAGAGUGGAUCGUUUAUGCUUUAUUAAUUUGCCUGAUAUUGGUGAAGUCUGCGAUCAUUCAGGUCUGGUAUGCAGAUCACGCAAUGCUCAAUGUAGUAGAAGCAAUUCAUCUCAUAAAAGAAUUUGUACAUGUCCAGCCAACACAAUUCCAGUAUAUCAGAACUUUUUAAACUACUUCGAGUGUUUCCCUAUAAUGAAAAAUCAAAAACAGGUGAAUCAGAGUGCUACAAAUCUUGUAGCUGAUGAAUGUGGACCAUGCCAAAAUGUUAACGGAACAUGUUAUGAUCAGAAUAAUGAUGGCAUAGCUGAUGGAUGCCAGUGUCCACCAAACAGAUCAUUCGGACAAAUCGGUGACCGAAAAGAAAAUGCACGCAAUAAAGAUAAAUCAAUGAAUUUAUUCAAAUAUAAUGACAAGCUAUACUUCCCAUGCGAGGUAGAACACAUUAAAACAGAUUGCAAUGAAGGCCAACUUACAAUUUGUUAUUUUAUGCAUACUUUGGGGAGAUUCAAAGCACUGCCUUACCAAAUUCGAUUAAAUAUGACUUACGUCUCACUAUUACAACUAACUUAUGCAGAAACAAUAAGAAAUACAGAGUCUUGCCUACUGACGUCAUCAACAAGGGACAGACUGAAUACACUGAAUGAUCAUAAAAGUUUUUCGUUUAAAAGCAAUUGGCUUUGUACCACUAUGCCCAAUGAUCAAUCGUUCAGGAGGAGAUGUGGCGUUGACAUGCACAACGAAUCAGCAUGUAGUAAUCUUAAUGAUAUACAAAAUAUCCAUUAUUCUGGUAAUGUGUAUAUCCGUCAAGUGAAUAAAAACUAUGAGAAUGAUAAAACAUUACUUGAAAUACCAUGGAGAUGUACAACAAAAACAAUGUGCAAAUCACAAAAAAAACUAACCAAAGAAGUAGCAUCACAAUCAAAUGAAUACAAUUUGGAACAGUUAUCGGUCGUGAACAGCAAUAAUGAAUUGGUUACAGAAAUCAAUGAAGGCGAACUGGUGCAUUUACAGCUUGUGUCUAAUUAUAAAAAAGUUGUCAUAAGCACAGAGAUGUGUGUUUCUGCAAGCUUGAAGUAUCCUGAAAACCUUAUUCGGAAGGUGUCAACCUCUUCAUUUCUACACAGCGCGUUUUAUCACUUCAAUGGUCUUAUUACUGACAACGAGAACAGAACUAGUUCGCAUAACCAGAGAAAUGAAGAGUUCUUUGUUCAUCAGAUUAUUGCACAACAAAAUGUUGUGUAUUACAUUUGUCUAAUCCCUUCAUUAAACGAUUCAGUGAAUGGUUAUUUUGAAAACACGCUACGGAAUUGGUGUCAAUCGUCCAGUGAGCAAAGAUUAUUGAGCACUAAUGAUCUGUUUAUAACUCAACUUACCAUUAAAAAUCCGAUUUCAUCUCAUCAGGCUAAGUGCACUCUACUAUCAUGUCUAACUAUGAAUCAACUAACUUAUAUUUGCUGUUCACUGCUUUUAAUGAACUUUAUUGUAUGCGUUAUAUUAAUCUUGAUGUUCAAGCACAAACGACAGUUAACUAACCGGCAGCAAUAUAAAUCUAAUCAGAAAAAAAAUCUGCCUUCACAAAAGUUAUUAAAUGAUUCCUCGACUUGCCCAAUGUGCACCGCCUCAACACCACAAGAAAUUAGUCCGACGCAACAACAAUCAAUCUAUUACAAUGAACUCGGAACUUAUUUCAAAUAUGAAGAUCAGGACGACUUUGAUCACACAGUUAAUAUUACGUAUCCUGCGUGCACAACUUCUGAUUUAUCACAUUAUCAAAGUAAAAGGUGUAUAUGCAGAACAGCAAUGGAGAGUUCAACAAAACAUCCAUCAAAUAGAGAGAAUCUUGUAUUUCUUACUUUACCGCAUGAACACUCAGUGAAAAUUAUGCAGAAAUGCAGACAAAAUCAAAUAUCGGAGAUGAAUGUAGACAAAUUUGAAUUCGAUAAUUUCGAUAUCUAAAAUAAACUACUUAGAAAGAAGCAUAUUAUGAGGCUACAAACACAACUGAACUCGUUUAUACACCACAGACUGAGUAGUGGCUUAAGCAAUAUAUAACCAAGUCGUAUUAAUUGCAGAAAUUUAGGAAUAACAAUAAGAUCUUACUUAUCAAUUCUCAAAUGACAAAAUUAUUGCUUUCUUCUUUGAUUAUUGUAAAGAAAUUUGUCAUUUAGAAGGUGAAAAGUCAUCAUAACUAAAAAUUUGGUGAAAGCGAAAUACUUAGACUACACAGUUCUGUAAUUCGAAAUUUUAAAUCGGGCAACUUUACGUAUUGACUUUCAGACAGUUGAUCGGACUUUCUGCAGACAUGUUCGUAUGAUAUUUUGAAAGCCCAUAGGCUAAAUCUAAUAGUGUUUUAGACAAAUAUCAAGCGUUAUUAUGUGGAUCGAUGGCAUAUUCCGCUACAUAUUCAACUUUUAACCAGUAAGUUAAUGUCUAAAUCAAAGAUUUCAACACUAAGCGUGGUCAGUUAGUAAUAUUCGCCGUGAAGGAAUAUCACGAUUUCCAAAAAUAUUUAAUGGGGAACAAUGUCAGAAAACCAAUUUACCAAGUUAACUGGGUUUUCUUUGUAAGUACCGCAAACUUUAAAUUAUUUGUAUGUUUCAGGUUAGUAGCUAAUAUAUGAGUCCACUUAUUUGGAUGGUCAAAUCAAACACAGCUGAAUUAAUUUACAGAAGAAUAUUCAAUUUCAGAAAACUCUGUCUUACUACCAGUAAAAUGGAACUAUCAGUUGCUGCUGAGAUCAUAGUUGUAGUGAAAAAGUUACGCAUAUCAUGUACAUAUCUAGGGAUAACAUCUAGGAGCCAUUCAUACAACUCCACACAGUUAUGAAACCAACUCGUAUAUUUCAAACUGAGAAACCACUUUUCACCUCUUCCAUAAGACAUUUUUGACAAUAUCUUAAUUUAAUUUCAAUGACUCUAAAUUUUACGGUUAGAAACCUCAUUUAUUUUCCGUGCAGUGAAUCACCAACACUUUCAGACUUUGCAUUAGAACGACAGCAAAUGACUCGACUGUGAAGAUAUGCGAUGAGCUGAGGACACAAGAUAAG